Messenger RNA from Pocillopora meandrina, 11604 nucleotides. The record is from the annotation of a GenBank genome assembly. Lineage: Eukaryota; Metazoa; Cnidaria; Anthozoa; Scleractinia; Pocilloporidae.
CUCAGUUGGAUCCUUCCUCAACUUCUUGGCGCGCUGUUGAAAUGUGCUCCUAAUAAUUGUCUCAUUUGAAUCCCUCUCACUCAGCUCCUUCCUCAACUCCUUGGCGCGCUCUUGAAAUUUGCCAUGAGUAUCGACGUGUUUACGGUAAUAAUUUUUUUCUUUUGAAGUAAUUUCAAAAUUUAUCUUUAUUUUUUUUAAUUAUUCGACGAUCAAGGACUUAGUGCAAUUCAAGCUUUGUAAAGAGGUGCUUUGAAACGUAGCUCAGUGCAGAAUUGCCUGAACAUGCUGCUCAAGUUCCAACGGAAUGAGUUUAUUAUGUUUUUUUGUCGUCGCCUAACUUAUCUUGUUUGAUUGAGACUGAAAACGUCAGGUAUUCUCCAGAAAAAGAUAUUUUCUGCCAUAGAGUUUUAAUCCUUAAAAACCCAGGUUUGUCUAUACAUGUUCUCCAGAGUUCACUCUGUUUUGACAACGUUUUACCAUAGAGUAAGACGAGGGAAGCUUUGCAGAAGCCCUUAUGUGAAAGAUGUGAGGAGAUUGAAAAGUUAAUCGAGUCCUCUUCUGCGCAGGUACCGAGAGGUUCAUUUCAUGUUACUUUGAUUUCAGUUUUAAGUGGUGAAUAUUUGUCCAGAUGAUCAAAGUUAAUUAGUUACUUAAAAAGAGUUAACCAUGCACGGGAUCCCAUGCCAAUUCUAUCCUUCACUGAGUUUACAAUUUCUUUUCUGUCAAACUCAUUAUUUUACAAUUAUUCACCUCAGGCUCAAUGAAUGUUAUUGAAUUUGUCUCAGGAUUAUUCAACAAUAUUCACUGACUCUAGCCCUGAGACAAUUAUUUGUUUUAGUAUAAUUGCUCAGGUGCUUUCUAAUUCUGUUGUAAAUGAUGGUUUUGAUGUUGAAACCAUUCUUUUCCAAUUGUUUUGAUUGUGCGUAACAAGAUAAAGAGCCAGUUUGCACUAGAAUUUGAUAGGUUCACGUGAUUCAAUUACUAAAAACUUCAUAUCUUUCUUUUGAAAAGUGUUACUCCAAACUUGCUUGCAUCUUUUGUGCUCUUCAGAAUUGAAUUUUCUUGAUUGCUUUCAUCACCUCCUCAAUAACACUUGCAAAAGCAAGGCAGCAAUUUUGACCUUUAGCACUUCUGCUAUAAUCACCUUGUGCAAGGUGAUUAUAGUGAGAUAUGUUGCAACCCUUAACCAAUCAGAGCAUGAGUAUCUCUAUAAUCACCAGAGCAUUUAUGCCAAUAAACACUAUUAUUGCUCAUGGACAAUAUAUAGCAAAUCCUGUGUUCUUAUUGGUUACCUGAGUGGGCAAGAUGGGCUCAUUUUACCUGCUUUGAUCUCAUGCAAGAAAAAAUUUAUUUUGGACAAUACAGCAAUGGAGUUGUAAAAAGCACCAGAGGGCAGUUUUAACAAAGAAAACAUAAAUGACUCUGUUGGGUUUAUUGUGCUUAACUUUCUUUUCCAGCUCUUGAAAAAAACAAGUCAUUCUUAUCCUUAUUUAACUGAGAUCUUUUUGCAGUAUAGAAAAUCCUUUAUUUACCAAGCUUGUUCAGUUAAGAUGACCGGAUAUUAGCUUCUUUCUUUUUUUUUUCUUGGUCUUUUUUUCAUUCCAUUGUAAAAUGAAAAAAAAGGACUCAGCCAAUAUCCAGUCAUCUUGGUCAAUAAUGCAUAUAUACUGUACCCAAAGAGAAAGGACAGCAAGAUACUUCCAUUCACUGAAUAGACCUCAUAUUAAAUUGCCUUAUGUUUUUCCUAGCUUGGGCCUCGGACAUUUUCACUUGGUGUAGAGCUAGGAGAAAGCAUUUUAAAAGUGAUAGCCUAUCUGCUUCAUUAUGUAUAUAGUUCUUAAUCAAAAACGAAUUGAUCCUUUUUAGCAUUGUAUUGUAUUACUAAAAGAUAUUGCCAUUAGAAUAUAAAAAACCAACAACAAUGACAACAGAAGAUUGAUUAUAAAAAAACAAAAACUGUUCACAACCAUGUGUAAGAGGUCUGAAAGGCUAUAAACACAUGUAGGGGACAGCUAUAAUGAUCAUUUUUGUCUUUUGUUCCAGAAUCUUCAUGGAUUCUUUCCACAACUACUCAGUAGUAUUUUUGGAUAUGCAGGCUCAGCUGAUUGGGGUCUUAAAACUCUUUCACGUGACAAGAAAGACUUUGCUACAGUACAACAAUUUUUAUCACCUACUGGUCCAGUUUUUAAAUUGAUUGACAUGUUGCAGGCAGAUGACCUGAAACGUUAUGAAUUCUUUAUUAACUGCCUUCCUGUAAGUGUCAGCACUUUUUCAUGUUUGUUUGCUUGUUGGUUUUCUGGUGCAGCUGUAAACGUUUGCUUAUCAAUGUUUUUAUUCACAGUGAUUACUAUUAAAGCUAAUUAUGGAUAGUAGGAAGGUACAUAACAGAAUAAAUACUAGCUAACUUCACUGCACGGAAAUGAGAGAAUUUAUGAUAUGACUUUGAUGUAAUUUACACCAUUGUUCAAGGACAUGGCAGGGCUGUGCACUAGCAGAGCAGAGGUGUCACAGGGUCAAUGACACACUGUACAACUGUGUUUUUAUGGAAGCUUUUGAGAGCAUUGUGUUCUAGUUUUCUAUGAUAUGAGUUGUCAGCUGUCUGGUGAUUCUUGGUAGAAAUCAUUUCUUUGUACCUUUGUUACCAGAAUUAAGAUUAUGUCAUUUCCUUACCUUUCACAGUACAAAUUUGCUCUUUUGAACUUUAACUGGAUGUUGUAGUUGAUACAAGUUUUCUCCUCUUUCUAGUGGUAUAACCUUGUCAUAUUUUCACCAUAGAUUUCAACACAGAAAUCACUGUCAGAAGGUAUGAUUCCUGUUUUGUACCGAGACAAAGUACCAGUCAGAACUCCUGGUGAAACUAUGAACACUGUAUUGCUUAAUAUCCUUCAUACAAUUGACAUUUUUAAAAGUAAUUUUUACAAGCACCGCCAGAAGGCAGAGGAAAUUGUUUAACAGGCAACAUUCACCCAAGCCUAACUACAAGGGGUUUGCAGAUAGAUGCCAUAUGAUAAACUCAACUUAUAUGAAAGUCAACUUUUUCAUAGUUUCAUGUUCUUGGUUAACCUCCAUAAAUUGGAUCUGUAAAUGAUGUGUGGUGAACUCACAUUUAUUGAUUUGGAAAAGAUUGUAUCAGGAAAUUCAUAUCUCUUCAAAAGUGAAAUAAAAAAAUUACAUGUCAUGAAAAGUAAUUCACAUGACCAAUUCAUAAGCCUUCUAACCCAUCUAACCAUUUAAAUCGGGUGACAGAAUUUCCCCUUACAAUAUCAAUACAAUAUCAAGCAGACAAGUGAUGAGAAUAUGAAAAGUAUCACUUAGGGUAUUGGUAGUUGAUCCAAUAAUAAAUUCUCUCAACUAACAGAAUCAUAAAGCAGACAAUAAGGAGGAUUACUGAUGGAAUUUUGUGAAUGAAAGGGUUAAGGAAGUGUCUUUUCUUAACCAGUGUGUAUGCAUCUAAGCCAGUGGGAACAUUGGGAAUUAAUAUAUUAAUAAUAAUAAUUUAUGAAAUAAAGGAUUAAAUUGUUGCUUAACUUUUUCAAGAUACCUUUGAAUACUACAUGUUUCAUUUUGCUUACUACAUUCUGCAUCAGAAAGUCAAUACAGUAAGUAUGGAAUGUUGACUGAUUGGAUGUUACAAACUGACAACAGAUAUGCCUACUGGUAAUUACAAUACUGUAUCUAUAUAAUGAUAUCUUUGCAUUGCUUUUGAGCUUGUGUACAGCUGCCAACAAUCUCCUCUCAUAAGUCCUUUCUCAUAGUACUUUAUUUUUGGUUUAUGGUCAAAAAAUAUAUUUUCAAAAUUUUAUAGUGUGUUUCUAACAAUGCCUGUGUUCAUAACUGAUAACUGUAGGAGUCUAGCUUCAUGGCAACCCAGGACUUUCUGUACUUGGUAGUGUUGGAUGACUAUCUUAACUUUUUUUUGCCAUCCGAUGGAGCUGCCAUCUCACACAGUACUGUCAAGGCCAGGUCACCUACUAGUUCAGUGAGGAAAUCUGCAAAUUGGUGAGAAUUUUAGGAGAAAAAUGUUUUGGCUUAACAACUGCCUCCUGGAAUAUGCAACCCACCCAAAAUGGCUGGUGAAAUUCACACUUAACUAUCAUGCACAGCAGUUUUUUUUAUAUUUGUCUUCUUUCAGGGAGGUCACAAUACAGUAACAUGAACAGUGACAAUUACUUUUAUUUUGUGUCUUUCAUUUGUUAUUGUUACCAAUGACCUUUGCUGUUAUUUUUGCACAGGCAUGAACCAAGUAUGUACACAAGGACCCAGUAUUUUCCAAACCAGUUCCCAGGCAUGAUUAAACCUUCUUCUGGCAGAGUUAGUCCACCCAGUGCUCACCAUGGAAUGUUUGAUCGCAGCUCACAGGAGAUAUGGAGAUCUGAAACAUUUAUACAGGUGAAUUAUGCCUAUAUUGGUUUGCCAGAUGUCUAUCUUUUAUUUCAAACUAGAUCUGCCUGAUGCAUUUUUUCAGUAGUUGUGGUUACUAUAAGUUAAUUAACAAACUUUCUUUUCAAACUCUCUGGGAAAAUUAUUCUCAUUAAAACCAUUUGAAACAUUAAGUACAAAAUGAGCUGAUUUAAAGUACACAGACAACAAACACAGUAAUACUCAAAUCUUUGAACAUUAAAUUGAACAGUAAUGGAGUUUUAUCUCUGAUUUGUAGAUACUCAUAGAAUUCUGGUUGAAUCAGAACACAGUGGAUUCUGUUUCAAGAAAUGUUCUCUCCCAUGGUCAGGUGCAGUAAUUUAUUCUGACUGUGUACACUGUAGUGUAGUCGUUAUAGUUUGUGUGUUUCGCCCUCAACUUUGUUGUAAGAGAUAAAAAUGCAAAAUGAGAACAUCUCCCUGCAGCCAUCUUGAGCAGCCAACUUUGGUCUAUGACAGAUUAUUAAAUAGUUAAAGUGACAUUAUUGGAACAACAUUACUGGGAUAACUUGAAAACUCAAUCAAACAAAGCAAGUCUCUCUCCAAAUUUCAUAGGAGAUUAAGUGAUAUUGAUUUUAAAGGGUGCUUUUGUUACUCCUUCUCAUGAAUUUGAGUGAUCAUUUUUAUUCGUAUAUACUUUUCAUAAUCUGAUACAUCUAUAUACUCUAUUAGGAUCCUUGCAUAUUUUAGAUAUUUUCAUAUAUAUUUUAUGCUUUAUUUUUACCUAUUUUCUUACAUAUUUUUUUGUUUUGUUGUGAAGCCUUUUAUACAUGAGCCUUGUUGCUUGGAAGACUGCUUUCCACAUCAUCGUCAAUAGAUAGAUUAAUACAUUGUAUUACAAGUGGACAAAAAAAAUUUAGCAGAGAAAAAUUGUUAUGAUCCUGACCUCAGGACAUAAUUUUGAUUUCAUCAAUGUGACAGUAAAUGUCUCUCAAAAGCUACAGUGUAUGAAAACCAGCUUUAAGAAGUACUUUCUAGCUGAGCCUUCUCUGCCAACUUGUGACGUGAGCUAGUCAGAGAAAUGGCUUCUGUUGAUCUUGUCCAAUUGUAGAGCCAGCCCCAAAAUCUAUCAUGGUUGAACUGUUUUAAUGCUCAAUCAAUAAAACUCUAACAGUAGGCUUUAGAAAGAAUUGUUUAUGUUUUCAAUUUUCAGGAGUAUUUUAUGCCAACAUUAGACCAUGUGCGAGUGGUGAGGAUUCUAGUGAAGCAUGUUCAUACAUUUGUAUAUGCCAAGGUAUCUGAUGUUGAUCAGCUCUCUGUAUUACACCCCUCAGAUGAACUGAGAAGGUAGAAGAUUUUUCUUGACUUUUUGUAAAUGUAACCUCAGUUAAACCACACUGUUAAUGAGGCAUUUGAAAUUGAAUAAUUCUCUGCCUAAAUUUUGAUUGCCAUAGCUAUUACUUAUUGAGAUGUAGGUGUUAUGCUUUUUUUCCUAAAUUUGCAACAAUUUCCUGCUACUACAUUUCUUGAUGAAAACCUUAAAUAUCCUAGACACCAUCCACAUACUUGUUUCCUUUGGUUUUGUUUGUAUGAAGAAAAAGCUUGCAGGAUGUUAGUAAUAUGGCUGAUUCUUGUGCUAUGUUUUAGCACUUAGCCAGUGUAUAGAGGUUUUGGAAAAAAAACAGUAAAGAUUUUUGCUCAACACUUGUGUAUUAUGAAGUCCUCUUGGAUCUUUUUGUACAUAUUAAGGUGGCUAAAGACAGAACUAUGUGGAAAUUUCGCAUUAUCAUACAUGGAUGAUAGAUCAUAUUUCUCCUCAGAAAAUGGCUCGGCAAGGAACUUCUCUCCCUUUCCUCCCGUAAUGAAUCCUCCUUUAUGUUUUUUCACAUUUUGUAAUAUCAAAGGAGGGGAGAGAGAGGUUAUGUUAAAAAUAUUUUGAGUUGUUUUGAGUUUUUCAUUAAAUCAAGUAACUUUUUAGCAAUUUACUUGGAGAUGACUGUAAUUAAUCCAUAGUAUUUUUUUGUUUGUGCCAGGGUCAUUGUUGUUCAAUUUCUUCAAAAGAAGCUUUAUUUUUUUCUAUGUCACUGCUUUUCUCACUGGCCUCUGGAUCCCUCCUUUAGAUAUGUGAGUGUCUUUACUUUUUUAACCUUUACACCCUGAGAUCUGUAUUCAUAUUCUCUGUAUGGUUCCCUAUACAUUUCCUAUGGUGCUGAUAUGGAGAAUUUCAACAAUUGAGAGCUUCUCUUGUCGGUGAUCAUUUUCUCAUAUUCUCAUGGCUUUAAUUUGUGAUUCAACAGUGAUACGGUGAAGAAAGAUAGGAUGCCAUUAACUCCUAGGGGUUUAAGUGUUAAUUAGUUCAUUUUUUGUAAUAUACAAACAAAGCAUGGUGAAGAUACACAACUGUACAAGACAUAUUAAUUGUUGACUCUGUCACGCCUUGCAGGUGUUGGAAACAUGGCUGAGUUACAUUCAGCCUUGGAGGUAUUCAAAGUCCCAGCCUGGCUCAGUAGCAUCUGGAGAUGAUGAGUCCAAAAUGACUGCCAGCCCUGAAUGGUAAGAGAAACAGAUACUGUAUUCAGGUGAAUGCCACUGAAAUUGCUUUGCAACUCACCUAUACUCUGACUAUGAUCUGUUAGCUUCUUUGGAUAUAACUGAACAAUGUUGAAAAUCUUUAUCCAAGGAUGUUUACUUAUUCUCUCUCUAGAUCUAAUCUGCUCUGUCUGCCAAACACUUUUUCUUAAUUUUAAGAUUGAGAAUUUUGGUGUCACAUCAAACAGUUUCUACUCUUCGAUAUUUUCUCUCUUCUCAUCACAUGUCUCCUUGAAAAUGUAUUGAAUAGUGGAAGGAUAAAUGACUUUAUAGUCCGUCCUUGGAGUGAGAAGAUUAAAAUGAGAAGACUUCACUCAUGGUGUCAAAUUUUCUUGUACCUAAACUGAGAGAAAUCUGGUCCAAGAUUGUAAAGUAAAUGCCUUUAAAUACCUUUAGCAUGAUACAUCUUGUAAUCUCUGGAGGUGACUGUUUCUCGAGUUAUUUUGCCACAAUUUUCCAGUAGCCUGCUAUCAUAAUCCAAAUGUCCCAAGCAUAUGAAGUGUACAUUAUGUCUAUUUUUUGUUUCAAUUAGGAAAUCUUUUGUUUUUGAAAACCUCCUGUUUUACUCUGCCUUGUUGUUUGAGUUUGUGUCUCGUGCUUGCCGUUUCAAUCUGACAUCAUCUAAGGAUGCUCAUCUGCUUUUUAGGGUCAUUAAGGUAAGGAGGCCUUUAAAGUUUGUAUAGUGUCUUUUGAUAUAUACUUCAGCUGGCACAUGACUUCCUGUAUUGUUAUUUUGUGUAACUCUUACUUUACGAUCUUGUUAGCCUACAACUUAUUUCUUGUAAGUUUAACAAAUUUUGAGAUUACAUUUAAGGGCAUUCAUUUGUAACAUAACAUCACAAUAUUGAAUAUCAAUAUUCACAGGUGUUUGCCCAACCUCAUUUGGUGGAUAUGAUUGAAGAAGGUUUGUAUUACAAUGUUUUACUACAUUUUGUAUAUCUCAGUCUUUAAUUAACUCUUUCCACCUAAGCAUCAGCAUGUUUAUUCUCUAUACUGGUCUCUAUACAUUUCCUAUGGCACUAACAAGGAAAAUUUAGCUAAAAAUCAAGAUCUUUCAAGCUUGCGAUCAUUUCUAUAAUUCUCAUGAGCCUAAUGUCUGUUUCAGCAGUGAUAGUUGAGUAAGAAAUUAGAUGCUGGUUAAAAGGUCAAAGAAUGUUACUUCACCUUCAGUAGCUGUGAGCCUCAAGCAGUGCGCUGAAAUCUCUUUAUGAUUACCAUACCAACUUCAUUCAAUUUCAAGCCUUUAAUCUCUUUUUCACACUUUACAAAUUGAUUUUUACUAAUGUGAGGAGGAAUUAGUUCUCUUAUGUCUUUAACUCCCAAAACCAGAUUGUUGAUUGUUGAUUCUCCCCUUAAGCUGCUACAUAAUUCUAGGUCAAUUAGUUACGAGAAUUUGGUGUUAGAUCAAGAUAAUAACAUGUACCUUAUAAGUUCAAGUAAUCUCACCACCUGUUUGCCGGAAAAGGCAUGGAUAUUAUAGAGGGAAGGUACAUGUUAGUCACUUCUGGGAGUGAAAGAGUUAUCACACAAGGUGCUGACAAGGUGCUGACAAGAAGAAUUUGUCAAACAAUCAAGAGCUUUCUUCACAGGUGAUCGGCUCCUUUAUUCUCCUGUCUUUAAUGUUUGAUUCAGGGCUGGUGUGGUAAGGAGAAAUUAGAUGCUAGUCACUUGUAGGGGUGAAAGGGUUAAAAGUCUUAUCUUGGUAUGGUGUGAUAUUUCCAUUUCUCUUCCUAAUUACCUUCACAGGAGAGAAGGCAUUUUUAAAUCCAUCUGGGAAUCGCCAUACUUCAUCCCAAGUUAAUUUAACUGCAUUAAGCUCAGCCAUUAAGGCUCACAUUGUUGAACUGGAAGGAUCUCCAAAUUCAUUUAGAACAGUGUUCCAUUUUCCAGGAGCAACAAAGGUAAGAGUUAUUGUUAAGAUCAAGAUCUACAUGACAUCUCCUAACUUAAGGAUCAGUAAGAAACUAAAAUAAGGACAAGCAUUUUCCAUAAUGCAGAUUUUCCCUGAACUUUAAAGGAACAAAGGGUGAUUUUUUUUGGAAAAUGUACACAUCCAACACUUUUCUUCUGUAUAGCUCAUAGUUCUUCUUGAAAUGACAACCAUUCUUAGUUAAAAUUUGCCAAUCAAAAACCACUCAAAUUCUUUCUACACCCUUUCACAGAAUCGUUUAAAAAAGAAAAGCUUAUAAAAGUUUUUAAGAGGCAGUUUUAUUCAAUCUUUCUAUGUGGUAUCAGAUGGGUGAACUUUACACAAGAGUGUUAGCUGCCCUUGAUGAAGCAAAGGCUAUGAAUCAGACUGCUCAGGAAUCUGAGGGCAACACAGGAGGAUUUACAGGUUUCUUAAGAAAUUUUCUCAAGCAUGGUGCUUCACAAGGCGAUGAGUUUGAAAGAAAAGCUGACAGUAUGAAACUUUUGUCAUAUUUGGAACAGACCAGCAAUUUAAUGCAACAAAUUGUCAAGGUUAGUCUGCAGAUAAUAUUUGAUAUAGGUAAAAGAGUUACAACAGAAACCUUGAAAUUUCCCAGUAGGUGGCUUAAAUUAGAGUUUACCAAGGGUCACAAAGUUAUGUUUGUUUUUCUUUCACAGUUAAUGUUAUAGCAUUUUCUUUUGUAACUUAAAAAACCUAUUUUUAUAUAUUAUUUUUAUAUAUGAAAAAGGGAGAAUGCAUACAUGCAACGAUGUUCACAUUGUUUCAAUCUUUAAUGCUUCUUGCCUUGAAAUUGCAAAUUUCUCUUUCUCCAAGGUUUCAGUCUCUGACUUGUUAAUUGUGUCUCACUUAAAGGUGUACAUUUAUUGUUGUUGUUGUUUUUGUUGACUUUGAAGCUUUCAUUUGUUUUGCUCUAGGAAAAUGAUUUUGCACCUAUGCAAUUAUUAAAUUUAUGAUUAGUAUUAACUCUGAUUUUUUAAAAUUAAUCUUAUUUUGAAAAUAAUUAUGAUUAAAGCAACAACAACAAAAUUGAUAAAACUUCAAAAUAGCAGUCUACAUAUAAUGCAAGUUGUUGUUAUGAUAUUUCUCCUUUUAGAAUACAGAAUCCAUAGGUGGUGGCAUAUUAAAUAGUUCAAUACAAUGGGAAAUCCCUUCAUCAGUAAAAAGAAGCAGACACACAUCUGCUCCUGGCUCUCAGACUUCCCUCCCAGAUCAUAUUGAGACAGAAAGAGGUCCUGUAUUAACGCCUUUGGGAAGAUAUCAAGUAUGUGAAAGAUUAUUGCAGGAUGUUGAUGUUUUUUGGUUUUUUUUUUUUUUUCAGCAGAUGAUAUUAUCACAAGCAGGGUUUUCAUGAACUAUUUACUCCCUAGCAUUAGUAGUCAAAUCCUCUACAUUGUUCUCUUUACAUUUCUUACAGUACUGACAAGGGGAGUUCAGGUGAAAUCAGGGACUCCUUAAAUUGGUGAUCAUUUAUUUCAUUCUAAUGACCUUCACAUUUGAUUCGAGGGUGGUACUGUGAGAGAAAUACGAAGCCAGUCAUCCUUAUGGAUUUAAGGGUUAAGAAAUGGAAUAGCAGGAGGAUAGUGUAAAAUAAAGUAAAAAGAUAGUAUACACCAUAUCUGAAAGAAAAAUAACUCAGGUCAUCAAAAUUUAAAUGGAGAAUUCUUCAUUGUUGCAAGAGAAUUCUGUGACUGCCUGUGCUUAAUAAACACCCUGAGAAAGAGGCAACAAAAGGGUUGUUUAAGGUCAUUAUAACACCAAAUGGGUUUGUUCUCUUCAUUGGUACCCUAGCCUAUGCAUUGCUUGUUAAUAGGAUCUAUACAUUGAAAAAUCAGUGAUGGAGUGGCAUCCCAUCCAGGGUUAGAGGCGAUACUCGAAAUGGCAUUUUGCUACAUGGACUAGGGGAAGCUGGGGCUGUAUGAGCCUCUUGGCUCAAUGACUGACUACUUUACCUUUUUAGAUGAUGAAUGGUCUUCGCAAGUUUCAAGUGAGAUACAGUGGUGAUCCAGAGCUUACCCCAAUUUGCAGCUUUGAAAAUCCUGCAUUGGUUCGUCUUAUGUACAGGCUCUCCACACAUCUAAAUAAAAAGGUUGCAAAUGCAUCUGUAAACUUUUAUAACUCAAUUAUUCCACGUAAUACAUGAAAUACCUAUCUUUCCUUUUCAAUCAUGGUUUAAAUUGUCUUUUUUCGGAAAUUGUUAGUAACAAGGCACUGCCAUCGAUGAUUUCUGGGAUAAACAGUUUAGCCUAGUCUCUAGCUGUGAUUUUUGUAGUUGUGAUUGAGAUGACUUAUUAUGAAUUUCUGUUUUCACUAGAAUUAUUACAACUGUAGAUCAAUGAGAGACUACUUAAAGUGUUACAUACUCAUACCUUUUUCUCUCACAUUUAGUUUGGCAAAUCCUUGGACAAGUUGUACAUAGAUUCCAGACUUUUCAGACAAGCUGCUUGCUUUUUCUCACCAGCUGUAAAAUCUCUGUCCUCCUCUACUCCUUCAAGACAAUCAUCAACCUCCCCAUCUCACUUCCUGCAGGAACCUGUACAGUUGCAGAUUAGCCUCAGAGUUUUUGCUUCAUACCACACUUUAUUAUACCUGUUUGUACUGUGGCUUUUUUUUCGCUUCACAUCCAUGAAUGUUUUUGUAGUUAUUUUGUUAUGGAUUUUGGUUUUGGUAGCAAUAGUGUUGAACCAUUUAACACCUUGUCACAAGAAAAGCUUGGCGUAUGGUAGAUAA